This is a messenger RNA of Lolium rigidum, 1307 nucleotides long. RefSeq names its product protein STRICTOSIDINE SYNTHASE-LIKE 4-like. The transcript is spliced from 6 exons. Gene Ontology annotation, molecular function: strictosidine synthase activity. The record is from RefSeq and is a predicted model, not a curated record. Gene Ontology annotation, biological process: biosynthetic process. The coding region runs from base 25 to 1122 and encodes 365 amino acids. NCBI's taxonomy places the organism in Eukaryota, Viridiplantae, Streptophyta, Magnoliopsida, Poales, Poaceae.
UCGGUCGACGUCGGCCGGUCGCUCAUGGCGCUGGGAGGUUUGUUCAGCACGGCGGCGGUGGCGGUGGUCGUGUCUCUGGCGGUCCACGUCGCGCUCAACAGCCCCAUCGAUCCGAUGCCGUCGCCGCCGCCGCCCGCCGCGCGCUACACGCCCAAUAACCUCCUGCAGGGGCUGGAGAAGCUUGGAGAAGGGCUGCUGAGGGAGCCGGAGGACGUGUACGUGGACGCGGCGCAUGGAGGGACGGUGUACACGGCGACGAGGGACGGGUGGCUGCAGAGGAUGCGCCCCAACGGGUCGUGGGAGCAGUGGCGGUUCGUCGGCGGCACGGGCCUCCUCGGGAUCGCGCCCUCCGCCGACGGCAGCAUGCUCGUCUGCGACGCCGACAAGGGUUUACUGAAAGUUGAGGAGGGUCGCGUGACCAUUCUUGCCUCGACGGUGGAAGGAUCCACGAUCAGGUUCGCCGACGCCGCCAUCGAGGCGUCCGACGGCACGGUCUACUUCAGCGACGCCAGCACCAGGUUCCCCUUCGACCGGUGGUUCCUCGGCUACCUCGAGGCCCGCCGCACCGGCCGCCUCCUCAAGUACGACCCGCGCACCGGCGAGACGUCCGUCGCGCUCGACAACCUCGCCUUCGCCAACGGCGUGGCCCUGCCACGGGACGAGACCUUCGUCAUCGUCUGCGAGUCAGGGGGGUACAGAUGCCUGAAGCUGUGGCUGAAAGGGGACAAGACUGGCCAGACAGAGACCUUCGUCGACCUUCCGGGGUCUCCGGAUAACAUCCGUCGAGCACCAGACGGCUCCUUUUGGAUCGCCCUUAUCCAGCUGAGGUCGCCAUGGCUAGACCUGGUCAGCCGCUGGACCUUCACAAAGAGGGUCGUCGCGGCGUUCCCGGCACUCCUCGACAGGAUAAAGGCGACCGCAGAAGGGGCAAUGGUGGCUCAUGUGUCGGAGGACGGCGAGAUCAUCCGUGUGCUCGACGACUCUGAAGGGAAGGUGAUCAACUUCAUCACUUCGGUGACGGAGUUCGACGGAGACCUCUACCUCGGCAGCCUCGCGACCAACUUUGUAGGCAGGCUGUCUCUGGCGAAGCUGCCACGGGUGCAGGAAGCAGUUUCCUCGUAGACAUUUACAGCCAGCAUGAAUAACCAUCGGAGCAAUAAAGGUCAGAGCCAUCUCACCGGUUAAAGCUUCAGCACUGUCAACUUACUAUCAUGCACGGCUCUGCCGGAAGCAGUCAGAUGUAUCACUUACGGUUUCAGAACUCAGUGAGAUGUAACGGAAUAAAUGGCCUAUGGAUGAGCAGGCUC